CGGUUCGAAACCGCAUGGAAUGUUUCAUUGCUUUAUUUUAGCUGACAGAUGCUGGGCUAUCUGAAGGUUUUACCUCCAGCAUGGCCAUCCCCAUAGCGGUCUUAGACUGUGAUCUUCUUCUGCACGGUCGAGGCUGCAAGACUUUGGACCGCUUCGAUCUGGACUCUGUUUCAAAUGACGUUCUCCUCUCAAAUUUUGGCUUUCCGAGGGAUUUCAUUCUGUAUCUGGUGGAAUUACUCAGAGAGACUCUGUCCAGGAGGACCCUGAGGUCCAGAGCCAUCAGUCCUGAGGUGCAGGUCUUGGCGGCGUUGGGCUUCUACACAUCCGGCUCAUUCCAAACAUCCAUGGGGGAUAUAAUAGGGAUAAGCCAGGCCUCCAUGUCCAGAUGUGUGACUGUUGUCACCAAGGCACUGGUGGAGAAAGCACCACAGUUCAUCACUUUCAACAGAGAUCCGUCCAACACAGAGUACUCCUUCCAGGAGUUUCAGAGGGUGGCAGGUUUUCCUGGAGUUCUGGGUGUUCUUGAUUGCGUUCAGGUUGCCAUCAAAGCUCCAAACAACGAAGCCUCCUCGUACGUGAACAAGAAGGGCUCCCACUCUGUAGCAUGUCAGCUGGUGUGCAACGCCCAGGGGCUCUUACUCAGCGCAGAAACGUGGCCCGGCGGGCUGCAGGACACCGACAUCCUGGAGAGAUCAGCUCUUUACAAACAGCUGCAGGACAAUGAGGAGGGCUGGCUCCUGGGGGAUGGACGUUAUCCUUUAAAGAAGUGGUUGAUGACUCCCCUUGAGAGCCCAGAAACGGAUGCAGAGUUUCGGUAUAAUCUGGCUCACACAAUGACGCAUGAGAUAGUGGACAGAACUUUCAGGGCCAUUCAGACCAGAUUCCGAUGUUUAGAUGGCAUCAAAGGACACCUGCAGUAUUCUCCAGAAAGAAGCUCCUCCAUCCUUCUAGCCUGUUGUGUUCUCCACAACGCCUCGCUGCAUUCCGGGCUGGACGCCUGGACUCUGGAGCGGACGGAGCCUCUGGAGCAGCCCAGCGGACCUGAGCAGAAGCUGGAGGAGCGCGACAGUGAGGCAGAGGAGCUCCGGAAACGGAUCAUACUCGAGCACUUUAGCUAGAGACAUCAUAACUCAUGACUCCCCUUUCUUCUGUUGUCAUCCAUCAAGAAAAUUAAUAAAACUAAAGACAUUUACAGUGAAGGAUCCCGGCAUUAAACACAGGGAGGAAUAAACUCCACAGACGACAUGUUGCUGAUGCAGUUUUUUAAUAUUUUGCUCAUUUCUACGCUACGGACUAAACUACGAUAACAUAGAUUUAUAUAUAUAUAUAUAUGGAGGAACAUGCAGGACACUAUACAACAAACCGAGAUGACAAAACAUCCAAACACAUUUCAAACAUCCAGAAGCUCAUAUUUACUCUGGGAAAAGUCAGAAAACUUUCCAAAGGAUCAAAGAACGGUUGGAAUAAUAUGGCACUUCCUGGAGAUUUGGGACUGUUUAAACUGUGUGUAGCUGCUGCGUCAUCUUAAGUUUACUCACAAACCCUUCUUUUCAAUUGAUGCCCACCCCAAAUCCCCUUCAUGUUUUCCUUCCCCACAGGACAUUCCACAGGUUAAAUUCUGGGAUUAUGACAGUACAAAAACAAAAAACAACCCCCCCCUCCCUAUUUACAACAACUUUGCUGGAAGGUGUGAUCAUUUUAUGUACAUUUGGUCCCCGACACGUUUGAGAAAAGUGUGGAUCUGGCUGCAGUCACGAGACGCAUGAUGUGUUCAAUUCCUGACGACCAAUCGGACGCAAGGAAGGAAAAACGUGAUUAGUUGCAAUGAAUUAAAUGUUUUUAUACAAAAGGUUAUGAGAUUUUUUUUCGUUCUUGUCAGAGCAGGGUGUAUAUGAGA
Molecule: messenger RNA, 1897 nt
Organism: Cyprinodon variegatus (sheepshead minnow)
Lineage: Eukaryota; Metazoa; Chordata; Actinopteri; Cyprinodontiformes; Cyprinodontidae
Gene: harbi1
Product: harbinger transposase derived 1
Exons: 7
Coding region: 81-1118 (345 amino acids)
Source: RefSeq, a predicted model, not a curated record